Messenger RNA from Anopheles cruzii, 3647 nucleotides. Its product is annotated as transmembrane protein 65. The transcript is spliced from 6 exons. NCBI's taxonomy places the organism in Eukaryota, Metazoa, Arthropoda, Insecta, Diptera, Culicidae. The coding region runs from base 206 to 1225 and encodes 339 amino acids. Gene Ontology annotation, cellular component: mitochondrion. The record is from RefSeq and is a predicted model, not a curated record.
AGUGCGCGCGAGAGAACCAGCGAGCGGGAGCGAGAAAAGUGACUGUGACCGCCGUCUUUGUUGCUCGCGUAGCGCCCAGGCUGUGCCAUCUCGCGGCUCUUCUGUAUCAAUUCUCCAGCACGUUACUCCGCUUGGUGAUAACGGUGAUAAAGGCCACAAUACUUAAGCCGCAGCAUCCCCGCGGAACGAAACCAUUGCCGUGAAAAUGAGUGCCAAUGUGUCGUGUUUUGUGCGCCUAUCCAGCAGCAUGAUGUCACACUGUGCCAAGUGUGGGCCAAGCAGAGUCCCGCCUCAUCCGCGGAUUAGUGACCGGAUACGGGGAGCCCGCGCUUCGUCCGGCACGGCCGCCUGCUACUACUACUACCCACGGCCGACGCCGCAGAAGGAUACCCGAAGAAGUGGUAGCGGCCUUCUCGGAAGCUGCCGCGCAACGGCCGCGUCCAACUUCCUCCUGCGAAGGGGCGAGUUCCCGCGGACGUACACACAAGCAGCGUCAACACUCACCCGAGAGCAGCUACACGAUUUGGUGUACAGGCUAAACGAAGAUGAAAGGGAAUUGCUUAUGAACACUCUGAAGCAGUUCGAGUCGAACAAAGUGAAGGCAGAGUUUGAAGGGCAGUUGGCAGCAACCGUUUGGCGAAGUAGAUUCGGCCGCCCGGCAAAACUAAAACCUGUCCUGGGAGAUGUAGAUCCUACCGGUUCCUACUGCGCUGUACCGGAAGAUUGGCUGCAGAAAAAGUUCGCUGAAACGGUCCCACCACCAGCAACACCGGCCCUCAUGAAACUUGGAUUGCUCAACGCUCUGCCUUUCAUCGGGUUUGGAUUUCUGGACAACUUCACCAUGAUCAUCGCGGGUGACUACAUUGAGCAUACGCUCGGAUUAUUUAUGUGCAUAUCGACCAUGGCAGCGGCCGCCCUGGGGAAUACUAUAAGCGACGUCAUCGGUAUCGGCUCGGCGUUCUACGUGGAGAAGCUUGCGGAGAUGAGCGGCGUGAAGCCGCCGAAGCUGUCCCCGAUUCAGCUGGAGAUGAAAUCUAGUCGGAGAGCGGCAAACUUGGGUCGAGUGGUUGGCAUUACGGUCGGAUGUCUGUUGGGAAUGUGUCCUUUAUUAUUCAAGAGCGAUGAUAAAGAAAAGGAUAAGGACAAAGAGAAGAGCAAACCGAAGGCGCCGACAAAGGACAACCAACCGGGCGAAGACGUGGUGGUGGUUGUGGCAGAAAAAUAAGGCACCUCUAGCCCAGCGAGCGAGAGAAAAGGAAGGAAAUCCUGCGAUUAUCCCGUUCGGGGAUUACCACGGCCGGUUGUGUGGUUUUGGGUCAAUUUGGGAUGGUCGAUGUUGCUGCAUACACACAAACGUACUACACUCUGUCCCACAGCAACGAGAACCGUAAAUUGAAUUAAGCGGUUCUGCUUCAGGAAUGGUUAACAUUUUACGUUGAUUGAGUGAGAGCGACCGAGUUUCCUUGCUUCUACAGCAUUCCCGGUGCCGGCAGUGUCGGGAGGACGAAAAUCUACUCUAGCGUUACAAGACACCAACUGUUGCAUUAGUUUCGUUCGAUUGUGUAAAUAUUGUCUGUGUCUGGUUGGUUUUCGAUUUCAUCGCGAAAGCACUAACCGAGCCAUGAAGUAAACAAUAGGGACCUUCUACGGGUUCGGCCAGCGGUCUGUUGUCUCAUCGCUUCCGGCAACACUAGAGCGAUUCAUUAACGAGGGGCGCUCAUUAGCUAUUGACUAGCCAAUUUAUAGGUGAUGUUAGAUAUUUAUACUUCUGCUAACGCUGUUAAACUUUUGAAAUACAAUUUAGUGCGUCACAGUUUAAAACAAUAUGUUACAACCGCAUAGCUCGACUUCGCCGCUACCCUACGGCAUGCUUUGCAGUCUUUUCUAACCACACUAGAAGUUCGUUAAUGAAAGGUGUUUGAGUUUUUUCGCAUAAUAAAUUGUUAAUGACUCUUAGAAUCGUUACCCUACAUCGGAGAGACUAGUAAAACUAGUCGAUUUAUCUAAUCUACUCUUAACGCAAAUUAAUCUAUAGAUAUACUCCAAAGGCAUUCCUUAAUGCGAAUGUGUAGCAUAGCUUUUAUGCCGAGUUUGGUUCAAGAUGAGACGAUGCUGUCUGAGGUUCAAGUAAAAAGUAACGAUGAAAUCAAACAGGGCAAGUCCAUAGCUCUCUUUCGCGCUGGUUUACCAAAGUUUCCCAAUAUUGCAAUACAUUAACCGAAACAAUUUCAAAUCUACAGCCAACCGUAGCGAGAAACUUUCAAUGGAAAGCAAAAUAUUUCGAAUUAUACUUAAUCAUAUAUUACAAUGCGGAAAAUGGUUGCAAUCGGGUCCAUGAAAGAAAGAAUAAUGCAGGAAUAGUUUAGUCGAUUAGAAAUAGUAGAUAUCGUUGGAAAUAGCUUUCUGGAAAUCAGAGACCAAUUUGUCAUAUAUUCGAUAGACUUAAAAGGGAAACCUCAUGUACGUCAAAAUAAUAAUCUAGCAUCGUUCUCAUUGUUUGCCGAACUUCGAUGAGCAAAAGAAACCAAUUUUAUUGGACGCGUGUGCGAAUGUUGCGAUUUUCAUACCGGUCGUUCAACGUGUGGAGAUCCUAACAGGAUUCGAACUCCUGUUCCGUUGAACACUGCUAGGAGUAUGUAGAAAAUAUUGGAAACACUUCUCAGUAGAUCUUAAUUCCAAAAUUAUGACACACAAUACGCGCGCGAAGACCAUGAAGCCCGAACGCUUUAGAAGUAGCUCCCAUUGUCUUUCUAGUGAAAAUUGAUGGCUCUGAACAAAAUUCUUCCACGCACUAAGCUCCAAACACGUCCCGUUAACGACGGGCUCGUGCAAAUCCCUCCAUUUUAAGCACAAUAAUAUUCUAAACUAAACGCUCUAUUACUUAUACCCACCCUGGCCUUACGUACUGCUACGGAAUGUGAAGAGAUUUGAAAAAUGAAGCCGAAACGGAUCGUCUAAGGCGUGAACUAUUUUUCUACAACUGGCAGCGCAGUAAUGUGUAGUAGUACCAAUAGCUUCCCGUUUAGAAUACUCGGCACAGUAUCUGACACUGUCAAUUGACUAGCUCCCAAAUACCCCAAAUCCUACAUCGUCUUUCAUACCUGUACGCGGUGUCCAUCACGUGAGAAUAGAUACGAAUUAAUAGUGUAAAAUGAUAUAUUAAAACAGCAUAAUGCGAGCGAUCGAUUAGCAAACGAACGAAAAUACCAAUCGAAUACCAAUCAUGGCGGAAACUUUCAACUUCAAGUGUAGUAAUAAUAGAGUAAUUUGAGGGUAACAACAACUUGUACUUGAAUAUAGAUGACGAAAAAUUUAAACGACGUUAUAUAAUUAUGCAAAUGCUGUAACAUGCUUCUUCCAGUUUUACUAGUGGCAAAAACGACAAGAUAAUAUGCAAUAACAAAACGAAUACUCAAACCGCAAAGAGACACAAAACGAAUGAAAUAGUCAAGGAAAUAUUUACAUUAUGUGUUCAAGAAGAGGGUUUACAAAACGCCUUCGAGUUUUAAAACGGCCAUAUCCCCACGCGCCCGACGGCGAUAACCAAUCAAAACGGAGCUUCAGUUAUCAUCCAGAAAGACUUUGAUCAGCAGCAGCAGCAAUACUGAUAAAUAGUAUUCAUGCCAAUAAAAUAAAAAUUCACUAUC